This is a messenger RNA of Truncatella angustata, 1039 nucleotides long. RefSeq lists its product as uncharacterized. The transcript is spliced from 2 exons. Bases 423 to 707 code for a protein of 94 amino acids. The record is from RefSeq and is a predicted model, not a curated record. NCBI's taxonomy places the organism in Eukaryota, Fungi, Ascomycota, Sordariomycetes, Amphisphaeriales, Sporocadaceae.
CUGAUUAAACCUGGGUGCUCACAUAAAUACCCGUUCAGAUCACCCCCUCAGACCUAUCGUUAUUUCUUAAAAGCCAAGAUAACUUGCAAGCAUACAAUUUAACCUUGUUGCGGAAUCGUUUGCUAGGUCGCACCGCUUAAGACGUCUUUCGUGAUGAUGUAUGCCUCCAGUCAAUCUCUGCUUGGCUUCGCUGUCGGUCUCGCUUCGAUCGGCUUCGUGUAAGUUUUACCACAUGAACUACAAAGCAUUGAUCGAGCAUCGCCAUACCACAUGUUACUCGGCCGGGAUAUUCCGUUGUAACUGCACCAAGUCCUUCACCCACUAUCCCAGCGUCCUGCUGGACGACCUGGGAUGACUUUGAGCAUACCACCGCUGGCGUAAGCGGACCGAGCUGCUACACUUUUACCGGGACCAGCGUGUGUAUGUUUCUUCCUUGCGCGACGAAAAGAGAGCAGACCGUAUUGACUCAUGCACAAGUACCAUGCCCGGCAUGUCCGCCGCAGACAAACCCGAUCGCGUGUCCUGCCCUGGCCGUCUUGACCACGUUGCAGGUGCCCUGCUCCACAGACUGCUGUCCCACCACGUCCACGACUUACCUCCCCGGCACCUGCCCUCCGUGUGGUCAAUGCGUCAUUCCCACUUACACCAGCACGGUGACGACGGGCUGUCCUGUUUCUUCCCACGGCUAUCCGACGAAAACCGCCUAAGGCAUCACCGAUAAUCAUCGGCAGUAAGCCCCUUCGUCUAUUAGUGACCAUUGCCUGAAUGAUGUCUCGUGGCGAAGCCACCGCGUCCACUUUUCAGUGCCUGUUUUAUUUUCCAACGCAUAUUCGAAGCCGACUGCCAGAAUUAGUUGGUCCUGGCGUUCCGAUCUCUUUACCAGAUAGGUGGCAAACUCCGAGAGUGGUGAUAGCGAGUUGAGUAGGAAUACGGUAGUCAAUUCUCCACACGACAACUACUUGUUCAGCUCUGGUGCCAAGGCAGAGCGAACGGCAUUAGCUUGAGUUCGGACAAUGGUCUAUAUACCGUACAAAGCAAA